UUUGUAAUAUGUCUCGUGACAGAACCCUUUACUAAACCGCCUGAGUCUCGGAGUACGCACUCUGAAUAUAAAGAUUGUUCUGCCUCUAGAGGUUUUAUCAAAUCGUAACUAGACGCGGUUAAAAUUUCGAUGUUUUGAAAAAUGAUGACUAUGAACUUGGGCAUGUACAACAACAGUGGUGGGAUUUAUUCUGGAGAAUACGCGAUGGGAUACGGAGUUAAUGCUGCAGACGAUUCUCAUGGAUCUCAAUUUCACGGGUUUGAAGAUCACGGUUCAACAGAGCAUUUCGGGAGAGCAGGGAAUUCCCCGGCAAGAGGUUACAACUCUGGAUUUUAUUCUGUCGAAGGAUAUCAAGAAUAUCAAGAUAUGUGCCAAAGAGAGUGUCAAAAGAUCCCACACGAAGACGGGUUCUAUCACUUGGGACAUUCUCAUCAAGUGGAAUCUUUCAACAUCAUAACUUCUAACGGCCUCAGCUACACCGACCUGGAUUGCGGCAAUCCGAACUAUCAGAAGACUGAACCGAACUUUGAGCGACUUCAGUACCCUCAGAAGCAUCAAGAGGAGGUUCAGCUACAGCAGGAUCUUCUUCAUCAUCACCACCACCAUCACCACGAGGAGGGCUACGUUCUACACAACCACAACAACGCCUACCACCAGGUACCAGGGACUUUGUCAGACGGGAGUCAACACUUUCACCAGGAGACUUCACUACCUCACUUUCCUUCGGUCAAAGAGGAGGUUGUUCCCCACGGGAUGCCGACCCUUGACUACGACCAGAGGCAUCGUCCAUCGCCCCAGCAAGUUGUACCUACCUACAAGUGGAUGCAGGUCAAGAGAAACGUUCCCAAACCUCAAGGCCACUGGAGCCUUCAGGAGCAGUCCUUGGAUACUCUAGAUGUCGCUCGUGUGCUGCUACCUCUGGACAUAUUUAUCAGAUCUGAAGCCCUCAAGGCAGUUUACCGUCUGAGGGUUGCAAAUCUCUGGAGGGACGGCCUGUCUGGGGCAGGCCACUGCACCAUUGCCAAGAAUUUGGCUGCGUGUCCUGUACUUGACAUGACCUCGUGCUUCCUAAGCACAGAAACAGUGUUCACCAAACCCUUCUCCAAAAUACGGAGAGCUUAG
Molecule: messenger RNA, 1122 nt
Organism: Macrosteles quadrilineatus (aster leafhopper)
Lineage: Eukaryota; Metazoa; Arthropoda; Insecta; Hemiptera; Cicadellidae
Exons: 2
Coding region: 142-1122 (326 amino acids)
Source: RefSeq, a predicted model, not a curated record